CUAGCCUACCAUUUACGUUGGCAGCGCUGCACACGUCAACCAAUAAUGUCAAGUUCGUGACUUUUGUCCCAGUUUUGAAAAAUGUCUCACGACGCCUCUUUCAGUAUUGUGUCAAAAUUGAGCGGUCUUUUGGGCACAAGUGAACCCGCCCUCCGCCUCCUCCUCACAAUCUUGGCCGGCUACCCUUUGGCCCUGGUCCACCGCAAGUACAUCUAUGGCACAGCCGCGCCUGUCCAGCACCUAUUCUCCAUCACUUGCGGCUUUCUGUUAGGUUACUGGAACUACGGUUUCGAUAUUUUCCACACAAUCUUUGCCAUAAGUGUGACCUAUGCGGUGCUAAAUAUUUUGGGGGGGAAGUCCCUAAGUGUGGCAAUUGUGUUUGUUUUUAACCUCGUGUACCUUUUAACCGGCUAUUAUUACGCAGGGACGGACUCGUACGAUAUCAACUGGACUAUGCCCCAGUGUAUUCUUGUCUUGCGCCUCAUUGCCGUAGCGUACGACUAUUACGACGGCCAACAGCCGGAGGAGUCCCUGGGGGCGGAAAACCGCAAAGUGGCCCUAAAAACGUGCCCCAAUGUUUUGGAAUUUUUCGCUCAUGCCCUAUUCCCGGCCAGUUUCAUGGUGGGGCCCCAAUUCCCCAUGAAAAAGUACCAGGAUUUCGUGGCGGGGAAAUUCGAGCGCGAUUGCACCGAAGCCGCAGUUAGGAGAUUCGCCCUUGGGGUGUUUUAUUUGGUUGUGUUCCAACUUUUGGGGCUGCUUGUCUCCGACGAUUACAUGUACUCCCCCGAGUUCCGGGAGUUGGGUUUCGUGAAAAAAAUGCUACUUAUGGGGCUAUGGGGGCGGUUUACGCUCUAUAAGUACAUUUCGUGUUGGUUGUUGACUGAAGGGGCGUGUAUUCUGUUCGGGUUGGCCUACAACGGCAAAGGGGCCAAUGGGGAGUCGCUGUGGAACGGGGUGGAGAAUGUCAAGUUGGGGACGUUUGAGAAUACGACUGAGUUUACGCAUUACAUUCAGUCGUUUAAUAUUAACACGAAUCACUGGUCCGCCCAGUAUAUUUACAAGAGGUUGAAGUUUUUGGGGAAUCGGCAUGUUAGUCAGUUGGCGACGCUGCUGUUUUUGGCGGUCUGGCACGGGUUUCACUCCGGUUACUACGUUUGUUUUUUCUUUGAGUUUAUGGUCGUUUACAUGGAACGAGAAGUCAAAUCAAUCGUUAAUAAUAAUGCGCAAUUGAGUGAGUUUUUCUCGAGGCCUGGGGUGGGGCUUGUUGUUAAAAUUUUCUUGAGGAUUUACACUUUUGUGUUUAUGGGUUGGUGUCUUAUGCCGUUUGCGCUCUUGAAGUUUGAGAAGUAUUGGGCGGCGUUUAGUGGUGUGAGUCAUGUUGGCUCCAUUUUCUUUCUAUUGUGGCCUGUUGUGUACGGACCGAUUCUUAAAGCCGUGUUUAAGAGGGACAAGAAGAAGGAGCGAAAUGAAUGAAGGAGAGUGUGGGUGAAAAAUUACUGUAGUCGCACGUACUUAUAUGCAAUUUUUUUAAAUUGUGGUGUCACAGCACAAUU
Molecule: messenger RNA, 1553 nt
Organism: Tribolium castaneum (red flour beetle)
Lineage: Eukaryota; Metazoa; Arthropoda; Insecta; Coleoptera; Tenebrionidae
Gene: nes
Product: nessy
Exons: 5
Coding region: 82-1473 (463 amino acids)
Biological process (GO): phosphatidylcholine biosynthetic process; lipid modification
Cellular component (GO): membrane
Molecular function (GO): lysophospholipid acyltransferase activity; 1-acylglycerophosphocholine O-acyltransferase activity
Source: RefSeq, a predicted model, not a curated record